This is a messenger RNA of Dibothriocephalus latus, 579 nucleotides long. Lineage: Eukaryota; Metazoa; Platyhelminthes; Cestoda; Diphyllobothriidea; Diphyllobothriidae. The record is from the annotation of a GenBank genome assembly.
AUGGAAUGCGGUUCCCUUCGAAGAACCGCUCUGCAGUUUAAUGCCAUCGGCAAUUCCCAGCGGCAUGUUUACUUAAAUACAGGGAGGUCCGGUUUCAUCGUUCGGCCGGUGGCGGGUUAUAUCUCUGCUCGGGACUUUCUCUCUGGCCUUGCAUUCCGUGUGUUCUUCUGCACACAGUACAUACGUCAUCCUUCGGACCCUUUCUAUACACCAGAACCUGACUGCGUGCACGAACUAAUGGGUCAUAUGCCGCUUCUGGCGGAUCCAAGCUUCGCGCGAUUCUCACAGGAAUUGGGCUUAGCAUCGCUCGGGGCCUCAGACGAGGAGGUGAAACGUCUAGCUGCAGUCUAUUUCUUUACGGUGGAAUUUGGACUGUGUCACGAGGAUGGAGAGCUGCGCGCUUAUGGGGCGGGUUUAUUAUCCUCCAUCGGAGAGUUGAAGCACGCCCUAAGUGAUGCAUCUAUGAAGAAACCUUUCGUACCCGAGGAGGUCGUGAAAGCUGAAUGUCUUGUGACCACCUUUCAAAAUGCCUACUUUGUGACUUCAAGCUUUGAAGAAGCGAAAGACAAAAUGCGGUAA